This is a messenger RNA of Daucus carota subsp. sativus, 1026 nucleotides long. Its product is annotated as cytosolic sulfotransferase 5-like. Gene Ontology annotation, biological process: sulfation. The record is from RefSeq and is a predicted model, not a curated record. The coding region runs from base 1 to 1026 and encodes 341 amino acids. The transcript has a single exon. Gene Ontology annotation, molecular function: sulfotransferase activity. Gene Ontology annotation, cellular component: cytoplasm. Lineage: Eukaryota; Viridiplantae; Streptophyta; Magnoliopsida; Apiales; Apiaceae.
AUGGAGCCAAGACCAGCACCACCUCUUCAGGACGUUGACAACCAAGAACUUAAGAAGUUGCUUUCAUCUUUGCCAAAAGAGAGAGGUAUUAUAUCAUCCGACACAUAUCAGUACCAAGGAUUCUGGUACCCUCCUCACGCUCUGCAGGGAAUCAUCAAUUGUCAAGAAGAAUUUCAACCCCGUGAAAAUGAUAUCUUCCUUGUUACACCCCCAAAAUCCGGCACCACCUGGCUUAAAGCCAUCCUUUAUGCAUUGGUGAACCGCGAAGCCCACCCUCCUCAGGAUCCUCACCAUCCUCUACUUAGUAAAACUCCCCAUCAGCUUGUUCCUUUUCUCGAACUUCUCCAUCCCUCUGAGUACGUCUCCGUUUGCAACUCCUCAGACAGUAGCACUAGGAUCUUGGCAACUCAUGUUCCAUUAGGUACCCUCCCAAAAGCCAUAACCGGUGACUCUAGCUCUUUAAACUGCAAAAUAGUCUACCUCUGCAGGGACACUAAAGACAAUUUUGUUUCACUCUUUCACUUUGGCAACGAUAGAAUGAAAACCUCUCCCAUCUCUUUGGAAGACGCCUUCGAUUUGUACUGUAAGGGAAUCAGUCCAGGUGGACCGAUUUGGGAUCAAAUCUUGGGAUAUUGGAAAGAGAGCCAGAAAAACCCACAUAAGGUGCUCUUUAUGAGGUACGAAGAGAUGAAAGAUGAGCCUUAUUUACAGCUGAGGCGUCUAGCAAAUUUUCUUGGGAUCCCAUUUUUCCCGGAGGAAGAAAAUUCAGGUUUGGUUGAUCAAAUCAUAAGUAUAUGUAGUUUUGAGAGCAUGACCAAGGUGGAUGUUAAUAAGACGGGAACCUUUGUGGAUGGAUCUAACAAUAGUUCAUUUUUCCGGAAAGGUGUGGUCGGAGAUUGGAAAAAUUGUUUAACUGCUGAUAUGGCUUCUAGGUUGGAUCAGAUUACAGAAGAAAAAUUCCGUGGUUCCGGUUUGUCUCUCUCUAAUAUAUCAUCACCAUGUUCGCCGUCUCCCUGUAAACCCUAA